Messenger RNA from Cavenderia fasciculata, 1824 nucleotides. RefSeq lists its product as uncharacterized. Gene Ontology annotation, molecular function: FAD binding. The record is from RefSeq and is a predicted model, not a curated record. The transcript is spliced from 3 exons. Bases 1 to 1824 code for a protein of 607 amino acids. Lineage: Eukaryota; Evosea; Eumycetozoa; Acytosteliales; Cavenderiaceae.
AUGGCACCUUUAACUUUUGUGGAAGAAAAAUCAUCCUCUUCUACACUUCCGCUUCAAGACUUGAAUGAAGAGGAAGAAUACCAAGUAGUGAUUGUUGGAUGUGGACCAAACGGAUCGGUAAUGGCCAACUUACUUGGCAUGUAUGGAAUCAAAACUCUGGUGGUGGAAGCAUCUGACACUAUUUACAAUCUUCCUCGUGCAGCUCAUCUCGAUGAUGAAGCUAUUAGAAUCCUUCAAUUUAUUGGAUUGGAUGAAUUGAUGAAACAAAAUUCUUUGAAAUUGGAUGUAAAAUUUAAUAGAAAAAGUCAGAGUAUGACUUAUUUGACAAUCAAGAAUACAGAGACUGUGUAUGGUCAUCCAAGAUCUAUAUUUUGGUAUCAACCAGAGUUGGAACAAAUACUGGUCAAUGGAUUCCAAAGAUUUGGUGAACAUAUGGUCAAGUUGUUACUUGGCCAUAGAAUGGUUAGAAUGUGUUAUGACCAAAAGACAAAAACAAAUAGAGUCGAGGUGGUCGACAAUGAAACUGGACACGUUAAAAACAUUCGAUGCAACUUUGUAAUUGGAGCAGAUGGGGGCAAUAGUACGGUCAGAAAAUCAAUGUCAUCCAAUUUACAUGGGGAGAGUGGGUCAAUGAGAUGGUUGGUGAUCGACGCUACACUCGACUCGGAUCAUCCCAAAAUCAACGACUACUUUCAAUUUGUGUGCGACCCAAAGUUACCAAUGGUCAGUUGUCCCUUACCAGGAAACCACUUUAGAUGGGAGUUUGCUAUCGCCGAUGGUCAGGAUGAAGACGAGUUUAUCGCUGGCUCGGAUCGAUUAAUCGAGUUGUAUGGUGGUGAUUUAAGCAAACUCAAGAAUAGAGUGGCCGAUCGCUGGUUUGAUGGAGAGUCUCGUUUUAUCAUUGGCGAUGCUGCUCAUUGUCUACCACAGUUUCUCGGGAUGGGAGUAUCGAGUGGUAUGCGAGACAGCAUCAACUUGGCCUGGAAACUAAAAAUGGCAUUGGACAAUAUCAACGAACCUUACCGAAUCAACACUGCUGCACUGCUCGACUCGUACGCUCUCGAGAGAAAACCAGAGGUUGAAUUGAUCGGCAACAAAUCCAACCGUAUCGGCAAUGCAGUCAUGUCUACCAAUAUCAUCGCAUCUACUAUCCGUGACCUAUUCUCCUAUAUCUUACUCUUGAUGCCAUUUAUUCAAACCAUCUUUACAAAUAAUGAAAUGAAACCAAUCGUACCUAUCAAGGAAGGAAUCAUCGACCAUGGGCACGCAACUGACCAAUACUACGACAAAAAGAAAUCCUCACCUUGGAAAUCUUUUCUUGGGUUCUUGGUUAUUUUUUAUUAUGCAUUAUUACAAUGGUCUAGUAGUAGUAGUAGUAGUAGUAGUAGAAAGAAUACACAUAAAAAGAAUGUUGGACAUCGAAUCGUUCAACCCAAUAUCAUAAUGAACAAUAAUAAUAAUAAUAAUAAUACAAUGAAACUAGAUAGUGUCAUGGGACUGGGAUUCAGUUGUUUCGUGGUCAAUGCAACAGACAACACUUUCAGUCUUUUAAAUACCAACUCUUCCAUUUGGAAAUUACUCAACACUUCAUUUAUCACAAUUGGUCAAAAUAAUAGUAGUAGUAGCCAUUGGAAACAAUUCCCAUCCAUUCAAAUUCAAAGAGAUCAAGACAAGCCAUUCAACGCAUUUAUUGGUAAUAAUAUGGAUGGCGAUAGCAUCAUUGUUAUUGUUAGACCAGACAAACAUAUUUUUGGUAUCUACAAAGGUGACAAUGAAAUAGCAACCAUUUCCAAUUCUCUUCAGAAUACCUUUUUAAUAAAUUAA